This is a messenger RNA of Drechmeria coniospora, 1101 nucleotides long. RefSeq lists its product as uncharacterized. Lineage: Eukaryota; Fungi; Ascomycota; Sordariomycetes; Hypocreales; Ophiocordycipitaceae. The coding region runs from base 1 to 1101 and encodes 366 amino acids. The transcript has a single exon. The record is from RefSeq and is a predicted model, not a curated record.
AUGAGAGAUGGCCGCGGUGGGGAAAAGGGCAAGAGAUGUUGCUCUUGGUCCGAACCGUUGGCGUGGGCGUACGGUGUAGGGAGUGCGCCUGCUCGCGUCGUCGUUCGCACGCCUCCUUGCUUGCAAGGUCUUGGUGUUCGGCCAAUGGCUCUAGCGACCGCCGCCGCCGCCGAGCACGGGAAGGAAGGAACACCACAAGGAAGGAACGCGGCAAGGAUGGAACACGGCUGGAUAAGAAAGGUUCCUUUUGGGAGGGAAUUCAUGCAUCGGCGUCCCUCCUUCCUGCUAGCUGCCUCGGAACCCGGUGGCGAGUCGCACGGUGAGCCCCGUUCUUCCCUGCACCGUCGUCGCGGUAGCGGUACGCCAGCGCGAGCUCCAUCGUCGCCGGGAGGCCAUGACGUGCCUACCGUGCGAGGCUGCGCGUCGUGCCUCGAGCCGGGAGCCAUGACGACAACUUCCCGCCGCCCUGCCCGCGGCACGCGUCCAGUCGCGACGGGCGGUCCUCCAUGGCGACGUCUCGCCGCCGCACGGCGCUCGGUGCAGCUGCUCUCUAGCCUGCGACGCCAACCACGGCGCACCGGAUGGUGCGAAUCAUGCCGCGCCGUCACGCAAGCCGCACCGUCAUGGCGUGCCACGAUGCCGCCGUGCCACGAUGCCGCCGUUCCACAAUGCCCCCGCCUCCCGCCGCGCAGCCGUGAAUGGCCGUCGCCGCCGUCGAGCUCGACCGAGGCCGAAAGGGCAAAGCGCGUCCCUUGGUCGACGUCGUCGCUAGCCUCUCGGCGCCCUUUGCUGCACCCGCUGCUGGGCUUGUGGGCUGCGGCCUCUGCUUUCGUUUGCCAACCCGCGGAGCCCGAUCAGGGCCGACGCCGCGCCAACUGCCAUUCCCUGCCCGCGCGAAUCCAUGCCCUCGCCCCUAGCUGCGCUUCCGCCCUCGUCGACGCUCCGACGAAGCCCCGACGAGACCUUGCUCGACCGACCGACCAAGGGAUGCGGCCUAGCCUGAUUGGUCAUCGCCUGCGGCCUUCCAGCGGCGCCGCCAUUUCUCCAAUGGACCUUUUCGCGACGCACGCGGCCUGCUGCCCCCCGACAAGCCUACGGUAG